CUUUACAAUUCCCUCUGCAAUCACCAAACCCUAACCCUAAAAUCACACUUCAUCCCCCAAUACCGAAACCAUUGUUUCUUCUCAUAUCUCUCUCAAUUACUCAUGCACUGAAUUCUAAUGCGAGCUCUGAGUCGAUCUGGUCGAGCUUUCAAUCUCUCGUCUCUAUGAUGGACGCUUUGAAGGAGAAUCUGGAAGAGGUGGAGAUUGGAAGCUCCGUGGAUUCGAUUCAAAAGUUGUUGGAGUCACAAAGAGAGCUUUUCCACAGCCAGAUCGAUCAGCUCCGUAAUGUGGUUGUCAAACAAUGUCAGCUCACCGGCGUCAAUCCUCUUGCUCAGGAAAUGGCAGCUGGUGCUUUAUCUAUAAAAAUAGGAAAACGGCCUAGAGAUUUGUUAAACCCUAAGGCUAUACAAUACAUGCAAGGACUUUUUGCUAUUAAAGAUGCGAUUAGUAAGAAGGAAUCCCGUGAAAUUAGUGCUCUAUUCGGUGUUACAGUUACACAGGUGCGUGAUUUUUUUGCUAGUCAACGCACAAGAGUGAGAAAGCAAGUUCGGUUAUCAAGGGAGAAGGCCAUUAGAUAUAAUGCUUCUAAAGGGCCCAGUGUUGCUGUGUCGGAUGUCACAACACCUGUUGAGCCUGUUCCAUUGGAUCUAGUUGGCCCUGUAAGUGCUGAAGAAGCACCUUCUUGCUCAACACAGGAGGAUGCUCUCCCUGGCCUAGAUGAGUCAGAUAGACAUUUUGUUGAAAAUAUUUUCCAUGUGAUGCGGAAAGAGGAAACUUUUUCUGGUCAAGGAAAGCUGUUGGAGUGGAUCUUAAAGAUACAGAAUUCUACAGUAUUAUCUUGGUUUUUAACUAAAGGUGGUGUGAUGAUUUUAGUAACAUGGUUGACUCAAGCAGCUAUUGAAGAACAAACAACCAUUUUGGCUAUCAUCCUUAGGGUUCUUUGUCAUUUGCCUCUGCAUAAAGCUCUCCCUGAGCAUAUGUCAGCAGUACUACACAGUGUUAACAGACUGCGCUUCUACAGGACAUCAGACAUAUCAAACAGGGCAAGGAUGUUGUUAUCAAGGUGGAGCAAAAUAUUCGCCAGGAGUCAGACUAUGAAGAAACCCAAUGGUUUGAAGUCAUCUGCUGAAGCACAGAAUGAGUUGCUGCUGAAGCAGAGUAUCAACGAAAUUAUGGGAGAUGAAUCGUGGCAAUCAAAUGUUGACAACGCUGAAGGAGUUCUUGUUCCCUCAAAUGUCAGGAAACUGGAUUCUCCACAAACUCUGAAAUUAUUGCCAGCCCCAACAGAUGAUUCAACAAGGAAGCACAUUUUAGGUGCAUCAGCUUCCUAUAACAGGGAGCGCAGAAAGGUUCAGUUGGUGGAACAACCUGGUCAAAAAACAUCUGGCAAAAGUUCCCAGGCAACAAGAACAGCCCCUGUUAAUCAAGGCCGUCCAAUGUCUGCUGAUGAUAUCCAGAAAGCAAAAAUGCGUGCUCUGUAUAUGCAGAGCAAAUCUGGGAAGGCUGUUUGUUUACCUAAUGGAACAAAUGAAGGGAAGACUGAAACUUUAAACAAAUCUUCAAGUACUCCAAUCACCAUUUCAUCCCCAUUAUCUGUAAGUCAUGCUUUGCUUAAACCUGACGAACCAAAGAAGCCUGUGAUGCUUCCCACCAAAACCUCUAAUAGGUUGGAAACUCUUGAUCAAAGCCAGAAAGUAAACUCGCUGGAGCCCCCAUGGGAGAAUUGCAAAACCUUUAGUAGCAUGGAAUCUCUUGAUCAAAACCAGAAAAUCGAUUCACAGGAGUCCCCACAGGAGAAAUGCAAAACCUUUAAUAGGAUGGAAACUCUUGAUCAAAACCAGAAACUGGACUCACAGGAGCCCCCAUGGGAAAAAUGCAAGAAGGUUCAAAUCCCAUGGUGGACACCACCAGAAAUCAAACUCCAUGACCCCUGGAGAGUUGGUGAUGGUGAAAAUAGCAAAGAGAUUGAUGUUCAGAAAAACAGAAACCGUCGAGAGAAGGAAACUACCUAUAAUACAGUUCAAGAAAUACCAUCUAAUCCAAAGGAACCAUGGGACCUGGAAAUGGACUAUGAUGACACACUCACCCCAGAAAUCCCCACUGAACAGCCACCUGAUAUUGAUGGCUCAGAAACACAGGUUGUCCAUGAAGGACAUGUAAAUGGUGCAGCAGUUGCUCAGGCACCUUCAUCGUCCCAAAUUGGCUGCACCAUUGCAGCAGAACCCGAUUUAGAGCUGUUAGCUGUCUUGCUGAAAAACCCAGACCUGGUUUUUGCCUUGACUUCUGGCAAUUCUGCUAACCUGACAAGCCAGGAAACAGUGAAGCUGCUAGAUAUGAUUAAGUCUGGUGGGGCUGGUUUAGCUGCUAAUUUGAAUAGUUUUGGUAAUAAAGUAGCAGAGAAGGUUGAAGUUUCUCUUCCAUCACCCACUCCACCCAGCAAUCCUGGAACGAGUGGAGGGAGGCCAGAGACAGUCAGAAAUCCGUUUUCACAGCAGAGUUCAAUGAGGAGCAGCAGAAUUGCCCCUACUGCCUCCACCGUGGAAAAGCUUCUUGCUUCCGGAUCAGUGUUGCCUCAUAUCCCCCCUACUGACAUUACAGCGGCACAACAGCAAGGAAAUGCCCCAACAUUAGCCCAGCAGCUAGUUGCAGCCAUGACACAGUUGUUGCCCCAAUCAAAUGUGGGACUGGUCCCUGAAACACAACAGCCUCCUGUAGUUCCCUCUGCAAUCAUGCAAAAACCAGUAACAGAUGUAACCUUAACCAUGAAAAAUCAACCCAUCGUGCCUGCUUAUGUACCAAGUUUACAUGCUGCAGGUGGCCCCUCAUUGCGGGUUGAAACCACAAGUAACAUAAAACCUUCACUACCUUUGUCCAUUGCACCAACUGCAGCAGAGAAGUCACACACUCCAUUUUCCGUGCCAGCCUAUUUAUCAAGGCCACAAGCACAGUCGCAGCCAUCCCUUGCAUCUGAUCCAUCAUUUACUCAUGUAUAUUCAUCUAGACCACCAUCGGGAAAUAUUGAUGCCGUAACUGAUCCUUGGAGAAUCAGGCAGGGUUUGGCUUCAAACCCUUAUUCUCAGGCCAUUCAGAACAAUUAUAAUACAUCAAUGGGAGGACCUGUGCAGCGUCAGUUACGAGCAGGUCCUCAAUGGGAGGGGAAUGAGUAUGUUAGUAACCAAGGAUUUGAGUCAUGGAGUCCGGACAACAGCCCCACUAGAUCUCCAGGGUAUGUAUCAGAACGGAACAUGGAGCCUGGAACAAACCCCGGAUGGGGCUACAGACCAGAAAAUUCAUGGCAACAGAGUUCUGGGUAUUGGGAUCAUAACAGGCAGGGAAACAGAAGAUGGCGUGACCGGAGGAGAUGACAUGUUACGGAUUUUGGGAAUGAUUCAUGUUCCGGAUUUUGGGAAUAAUUGAUUCCCCCUGGCCUGUUAUUGGCUUCAUGUAUACUCUGAAUGUUCAAUUGACAUUUUUUUCAUGUUUUGAGAUUGAAGGAUGGGAGGAUGCGAAAAUAGGAGAACGGUACAUAUAAUGGACAUUAAAGGUGCAAUUGCAGCUUGCCCGUGACAUUUAAUUUUAUGUAUUGCACUUCUAUAAUAAUGGACUUUUUGUUUA
Molecule: messenger RNA, 3615 nt
Organism: Rubroshorea leprosula
Lineage: Eukaryota; Viridiplantae; Streptophyta; Magnoliopsida; Malvales; Dipterocarpaceae
Source: the annotation of a GenBank genome assembly